AUGCCUGAGGCCACAUCUUUUGUGGAAUUAAUAUUUGAAACUCUGUCCGGGGCUUUCAAGAAAAAAGACGAGGUACAUCAUCAUCAUGAAUAUGCCUUUUUAACAAUAACGAUAAAUGAAUUUAUAAGGCGAGAAGACCUCAAGAAACCACCGAGUUUAUUGGAAAGGCCACCUCCCUUAAAACUAUAUAUUUAAAAAACACGUGCUUGGCCACAAAUUCAGGGAAUAUCCUAGAAUUUGCGUCUUUAGGCUAAGAAGAAUUGACGCUCGAGUGACUGUUACAGGAAGAAAGUUCCAAAUUUUAGGACCUUAGUGGAGAAUUGCAAUUUCUUGAGACUUGCACGACACAAAUGCGGUCGGUAAAAACUGACUGUAAUGGUACCAUACUGGUAUAUUUGACUAUUUAUUACGAAGAGAUUGAGAGGCAAUGGAGGCUAUAGGUCAUUUUUAUCAUAAAACAUAAAUUUGUCGGUUUCAAACACAUUUCUUCAGAAAAUAUUAAAAAACUCCUGGGUUGGAGAAUAACGGAGCAGAACGAUCUCGUUGGUCUGACUUGCUAAGUGCAUGGUUCCGUACACAGAAAACUGAGUAAUCAUGAAGAUUCCUUUCCUCUAAAUGGUGAGCCACAGCGAAUGAGGUUUUGAAAUUUUUUCGAUUUCUUUGGCAGGUAUCAGAGGUUUUAAAAAUGUUCGAAUUGUCAAACGAAUCCAUCCAAGAGAUUAUGAAUCUUCUACGAAAAGACUUCGACAAUGGUCUCUCUGCUAGUGAAAAUCAGCGAGCGGAGAGCUCUGUCAAAAUGCUUCCUACAUAUGUGAGGGCAAUUCCAAGUGGCUCAGAAUCUGGUGAUUUCCUAGCUGUGGAUCUUGGUGGAACAAACUUCAGGUUGUUAUCAAUCUCCAUACGAAAUGGCCAAGUCAAAGAUACAAUUGAAAUCCCACCGUUGACUCAGACAGUUAAAACCAGUGACGCGGAAACGUUUUUUGAUUACAUUGCUCAUCACAUUUCACUCUUUGUGAAAAAACACGACCUCUCUGACAAAUCACUGCCGCUCGGAUUUACGUUUUCUUUUCCAGUCAAGCAAUCAUCACUCAUAUCAGGGUCGCUGAUCAGAUGGACUAAGGGAUUUUCUGCCUCCGGAGUGGAAAACGAGGAUGUUGUCAAACUUCUCAGGGAGGCGCUUGUAAGAAAUGGAAUGGUAAGUUAAUUUUAUCGAAACAUUAAAAAUUACUAUGGCUUUUCUUGUGAUGGAUUUAAGUAAUAUACUAAUAUAAUUCUAGCACUUUUAUCUCCCCUCCCCCCCCCACUCCCUCCUUCGUUUACUGAUGGGGGAGAGGAGGGGGUAAAACAUUGUCGGAUUGUGGUGGAAACCCAAACGUGUUGACAUUGCAUUGACAUGUAAUAAUAAAAGGCCUUAAGGCUACGUGCAAAAAGAAAAUGGGCCCACAUUAAAACUAAUCAUGCUAGAGACGAACAGACAUGUAUAUGAUCUCCAUAAAACGAAUAUCUAUUCCUUUAUUGAAUUAAAAAUUGGAUUUCAUGUUACCGUGCGUCUGAUUACAUUCAGAUGUUUUUACUAAGAACAUCACUGAAUCCCAUGAAGCAGAUGGCCCAAAUGUUCCCUUCUUGUUCUCAAAUUUUAGCACUAUCUAUGAACUAUGAUUAUAAAAUUUAAUUUGAUUAUAAAGAAAUAACGAGCUACAGUCGAACAUCAGGGGGAUGUCCCCCCCCCCAUAAGGAAACAUGUACGUUAUAAGAUUAUACCCGUGGGAUACUUAGAAGUUCAAGUAUGAUGUCUGGUUUAUUGACGGCACAAAGAACUACGAUUUUAAUUUGUUCAAACUGACUUCAUUAAUGAACGUGUGGUAAUGGGCUUCCUGUGGUAACGUCUUUUCUAGGUAAGCUUUGCUGCUAUCAAUAGUGAAUAUAUCUCAAGGGCUGGGGGAAUGGGGAAGUUUGGCUUUAACUGUAAAGAACAGCAGACAAGCUUGAUUUUAAUCUCACUUUGAACAGUCAAUAACAAAUGCUAAAGAAAACUAUUUUGAUUAUAUUGCCCCUGCAGAGUUCCACAGUGGAUGUUGUUGCCCUUGUCAAUGACACCACAGGCACAAUGAUGUCUUGUGCAUUCGAGAACCCUUUAGUCAGCGCUGGUCUUAUCUUGGGCACUGGAACAAACGCUUGCUACAUGGAGAGCCUUGAUAAUAUUCCUAAAUGGGACGGUGAUCAAGAUGAACCACGACAAGUAAUCAUCAACACAGAGUGGGGUGCGUUUGGCGACAAUGGCUCGUUGGAUCAUCUUCGCACAAAGUACGAUGAACAACUUGACAGAGAAUCCAGUAACCCUCGUGAGCAGAUGUAAGUAGUAAAUGUUUAAAUAGAGCGCUUUUCGAUGGAGUGUUGUGAAACCAAAACGAAGGUAAUCACAACGGCCAAUCAGAAGAAAGCAAAUUACCUUUAAGAGCCAAUGAGAGAUCAAAAAUGAAAAAAAAAGCAUUAACUGUCUAAAGCGCGGGAAAACGCGAGCGACCAAGUCGUGAUUGGUUUUAGUCUGGCAUCUGAUUGGCUAAGAAAGUGUUUUAAGUUUUACGGACCAAUCAUAUAGCAAGUAAAACAAAACGUAAUCUCGAAUUACUUUCGACGCUCAAUUAAAAAUUGUCUUAUCACAGUAAUCGAACAAACAGCUUUUUUGCUCUGCUUUCCAAACAUUACUGUAGGGUUUAGCAGAAAGUUUUUUAAUUCUAUGCAAACAUUACUUCUUUUACACAGAUUUGAGAAGAUGAUAUCUGGUAUGUAUCUUGGUGAACUUGCCAGAAUCGUUUGCAUGGACCUGGUCGAAAAGAAACUCCUCUUCAAAGGGCAAGUUACAGAAAAAUUCAGGAGAAAAAACAGUUUCCCUGCUGAGUUUGUUUCUCUGGUUGAAAGGUAUUUGAGCUAGAGUAGAGAAAAACUUUGUUUUAUUAAAUUUACGUUGACUAUUUCAAUCAUUAUAACUUAUAAUAGUAUACAUGAUAGAAUAAUAAUCUCCAUGAUCAAUAAGAACAACUCCUAAUUCUUUCAGUCGAGAUGGGCACAAGAUAGAGGAGGUGCUAAAAGCAAUGGAAGUUGCGAAACAAGCCUCAGAAUCUGACAUCGAAAAUUUGCAGCGAGUUUGUGCUGCAGUAUCCCUGAGGGCUGCUAAAGUAGCUGCAGCAGGGGUGGCCACAAUUGUCAAGGUGUGUGUUACUAAACUGUCAUUCAUCUUCUUGACCCUCGUAAUUUUAAAUUUCAGUUGAAAAUUUGAAUCUUGACGUCUUUAAAGUUUUUUUCUAUGUUGAGUUUUUGACUAUCUGUUUAUUCAUUUAUAAUAAUUUCAUUUGCAUCCCUGAUUACUUCCCGUUAAACUCAACAGACCAUGAACACAGGAUAUGUUUUUGGUACGUUAUCAUGUGAUAAGAAAGCACCAAUCAAAAUUGAGAAAACUAGAAAAGAUAGCCGAUAGUUUCUGGUUCUCAUGGUAUGCCUGUGACACUUUGAUCUCCGAUGCGUGUGGUCACAAUUUGAAGUUUUUUCCGAAUUUGAAAGUAACAAUAAAAUAUGGUCAAUUAGAGUGGUAAAAUAAUUUCUUGCUUUUGUUCAUGUAUUCAUUGAUUUUAAUAGAUAAAGUUUGUGUUCAUUUUGUACACAGAAAACUGGUAACUAUACGACUACGAUCGCCGCUGAUGGAAGCCUCUUUAAGAGACACCCACAGUUCAAGAAUUACAUGCAAGAGACUCUCGCUGAAAUUUUGCCGGAAGCCGACAUCACCUUAAUGCUAUCUGAAGAUGGUUCAGGAAAAGGAGCAGCACUCAUUGCUGCUGUUGCAUCACAAAUGAAAAAACACUGAGUUGUAUUAUCUUUUGUAAUCGAAUAGGAGUCAGAUGGGACAUUAAGCCAGCGGUAUCACUACAAUGGUACAUGGUUAUUAAAUUAAAAGUUUUAGAGACAGUAGCUCAGCCUCGCAUUGGCGUUAUGGUUCAAUUUUAACCUUAGAUUUAAUUUUGUUUUUCUUUGUUUCCACGGAUGAAAUCAGGAAUUGUACGUCCGUUUGUCCGUGUCCUAACACAAAAGUCUCUAAUAAACAGACUGAAAAAUUACUUGUAAACGAUUCCUACUUGAAGUUUAGUCAUGAUCAAGUGCCUUUUGAUAAAUUUGUGAAUGCGAAUAGGUUAACUGUCAACAUUUACAUGUCAGGCAAUGUAACAGGAUGUGAAUAUAUUUUUGCUCAUCAAAAACAAUGGUCGGUCGGGCGAUGAGAAACGAAACAUCUCAUGUGAAUGAUUUAGGAUUUCUUGCAUUGUAACUUAAGUUUUUUUAAAAUCUAAUUUAGUCAAUUAAAGUUGCGAUGUAUCUGAC
Molecule: messenger RNA, 4368 nt
Organism: Pocillopora meandrina
Lineage: Eukaryota; Metazoa; Cnidaria; Anthozoa; Scleractinia; Pocilloporidae
Source: the annotation of a GenBank genome assembly